CAGGUGCCCCGUCCGCCCGAGCCAUGGGCUCUGAAGUCGCACAGCUGCUGGAGGCUGCAGACUUCGCGGCUCGCAAGCACCGACAGCAGCGGCGAAAGGACCCGGAGGGGACCCCCUACAUCAACCACCCCAUCGGUGUGGCUCGCAUCCUAACCCAUGAGGCAGGAAUCACUGACAUUGUGGUGUUACAGGCAGCCCUGCUUCAUGAUACUGUGGAAGACACAGACACCACCCUGGAUGAGGUAGAGCUGCACUUUGGGGCACAGGUGCGGCGCCUAGUGGAGGAGGUUACAGAUGACAAGACUCUACCCAAGAUGGAGAGAAAGCAGCUGCAAGUGGAGCAGGCGCCCCACAGCAGCCCAGGUGCUAAACUGGUGAAGCUGGCAGACAAGCUGUACAACCUGAGGGACCUGAACCGCUGCACCCCAGAGGGAUGGUCAGAACAUCGAGUCCAGGAAUACUUCGAGUGGGCAGCACAGGUAGUGAAGGGGCUUCAGGGAACAAACCGGCAACUUGAAGAGGCUCUGAAGCAUCUGUUCAAGGAGCGGGGGCUAACACUCUGAGCCCUACCGGGGUGCAACUCCAGCCUUGCCCAGGCUGGGCAGGGUUUUCUGCGCCUCCAGAGUUCCCUCCCUUUCCCCUUAGCCCAGAUAUCAGAGGCCAAAAACUCUCAUAUUUUCUCACCCUGAAGCUCUCCUGAAAACAAAGCUGAACCCCAAACGUGAGAGUCAGAUGUAACCUACCCAUUUCUAGUGUACUCACUGCCUUUUCCCAGUCUUGUGUGUAUUUGCUGUUUUGCAAGACAAGAUCUCUGGUCCCUCAGGGAGGUGGGCUUGUAUAAAUACUAGUUUCUAAGUCAUUAUGGAAAAUAAAAGGAUUUGGGGUAAAGG
Otolemur garnettii (small-eared galago) is the source of this 890-nucleotide messenger RNA. It is a transcript of the gene HDDC3, whose product is annotated as HD domain containing 3. NCBI's taxonomy places the organism in Eukaryota, Metazoa, Chordata, Mammalia, Primates, Galagidae. The coding region runs from base 24 to 563 and encodes 179 amino acids. The record is from RefSeq and is a predicted model, not a curated record. Gene Ontology annotation, molecular function: guanosine-3',5'-bis(diphosphate) 3'-diphosphatase activity. The transcript is spliced from 4 exons.